Monopterus albus (swamp eel) is the source of this 1205-nucleotide messenger RNA. Its product is annotated as host cell factor 2. Bases 138 to 1205 code for a protein of 355 amino acids. The record is from RefSeq and is a predicted model, not a curated record. NCBI's taxonomy places the organism in Eukaryota, Metazoa, Chordata, Actinopteri, Synbranchiformes, Synbranchidae. The transcript has 12 exons. Gene Ontology annotation, molecular function: protein binding.
CUGUAAACUGAGAUGCAGAGUGCAGCUGUUGGACUGCGAGCUGACUCAUCUAUACCUUAGUGCAAUUUUGACAAAAACACCAAUAGAGCUAGAAAACCAAGAAGUUCACCUCCUGACAAACCUCAACAGAUGUGACAAUGGCAUUAGCCAGCGGCCGCUGGUUAGGAAAAGAGAUGAAGGGAGAACCCCCAAGUCCCAGACAUGGGCACGCUGUUGCUGUGGCAGGAAAUGUUGCUUUUCUCUUUGGAGGAGCCUCCAGCAUCAACCAAGAGGAGGACAACCCUGUUUACCUCAAGGACUUUUACAUGCUAACAGUUUCUCUGCAUGAUGUGAUGUGGGAGGAGAUCCCUCAGAGUGGAGAACUUCCCUCAGCCAGAGAGGGACACACUCUCUGUGUUGUGAAUGGCAAGUUGUAUCUGUUUGGUGGAGUGUCCAGCCCCGACACCACCGAGUGUCUCCCAGGAGUCUACAGCUUUGAUAUAGUGUCGUUAACCUGGGAUUCCUUAGCAACUGGGGGUGUGGCCCUCAGGACCCUCAGACAUAGCUCUGCUGCUGUGGGAGAAAACAUCUACGUGUAUGGAGGGAGUUUGGGAGGGAGCCCAACCAACGACCUUAUGGUCUUCAACACAGUGUCUCUCAUGUGGACUCCUGUUAAAACCAGUGGAUCUCUGCCUCCUGCCCUGUGUGAUCAGACUUUUGCUCUGGCUGGUAAUCAGGUGUACAUGUUUGGAGGUUACGGAGCAGGCGGAGACUUCUGUAAACACCUCUAUGUCCUCAAGACUGCUAAGAUGAAGUGGAAAGUUCCGCUGUACAUUGGCAUUCCUCCGGCUCGUCGACACGGACACACAGCCUUCAUCCUCCAUAGUCAUUUUCAGCCUGGUGUCAUGCUCUGUUUGAGUCUCAUCUCUCAUUUUGAACACAUUCUGGUUUUGACUGUUACCAGUUUCACUCCAACAAAGGUUCCCAAUGUCCGCUACGAGCUGAGCGAGUUGGCUCUGUCUGAUCAGUGCAGGAACGCAGCAGCAAAUGCACAGGUGUGUGUCUACAGAGACUUCAGUGCAGUUCGAGAUCAGGCAAUGAAAAUGGUCCAGACAGCCUUCACUCUGCUGGACCACGAGUUCCAGAAACUGGAUCGGUAUGUUUGUUUUGCUUUAUUUAGAAAUAUACUCAACCACAUGAAUGUUUCACCCUGGUUCACUGGUUAA